AUGGCACCAAACGCUGAUGAUCUGGACGACGGACUUGCCUAUGAGUUUGCUGAAUCCAUUGAUGAAUCUGUAAAUUCAGAUGUGGAAGAGAUAGAAAACAUUGAUGUUGGCCAUGAGGCUACAGCUGACGCCUCAGUACCUGCAUUGAAGCGGCAGCAGGAAGACGUUGCGGACGAGGGCAGCAAUCUGAGCAAGAGACAAAAAAAGCUGUCCAAAUCGAAAUCCCAUUUGAAGAAGAUGGAGAAGAUGGAAUUCGAGAAGGAGCAAAAGAAAGAGUUGCCUCAGAAAUCCCCAGAAGCGGUAGUCGACUAUCUCAGUAAGCUAAUAAGAGAGAAGAAUCCCGACAUGAGUGUCCUAGAAUUAGAGGAACUUUACUUUAAGAAAUCUGAUUUUAUUUCCACUGAGAGCUUCACACAAGAGCGUACAUUGGCGAACUUCCCUACUUUUGCGAAAAUGUUCAAUAAGGCACCUAGAGCCAUAGUCCUCUCUACAUCGAACAUUCGUGUUGCAGACGUUUUUAGAAGCUUGGGUGGUUCAUCAAAUGCUGUGAAGCUCUUUUCUAAGAACAAAUUGAAAGAUGAUUUGGCUAGAUUGGACCAAAUUCUUGGAGGCGGAAAUAAGGAAGGGAAGUCUUCCCAGAAGAAGGGUAAAGCGCAAAAGGAUACUCCAUCACAGAACGUACAGUAUUUUCUGUCAACCCCUGGGAGAAUGGCGAAGAUUAUUGAAGAAAGCGCACUACUCUUUAGUGGAAAGGAAAAGCUGGAUAUAAUCGUGGACGCCUCUUACCUGGAUCCCAAGACCAAUAGCAUUUUCACAUCAGAUGAUGGUAUGCUACUAUGUAAGCUUCUGAAAACUUUCCUACGUGAAAAGAGUUCUGUCAAGAUACUGCUCUUUUAA
This is a messenger RNA of Eremothecium gossypii ATCC 10895, 897 nucleotides long. RefSeq names its product Cms1p (gene CMS1). The transcript has a single exon. The coding region runs from base 1 to 897 and encodes 298 amino acids. The record is from RefSeq and is marked provisional. Lineage: Eukaryota; Fungi; Ascomycota; Saccharomycetes; Saccharomycetales; Saccharomycetaceae. Gene Ontology annotation, cellular component: 90S preribosome; nucleus.